Carica papaya (papaya) is the source of this 1148-nucleotide messenger RNA. Its product is annotated as glycine-rich protein 2. Gene Ontology annotation, molecular function: zinc ion binding; nucleic acid binding. The record is from RefSeq and is a predicted model, not a curated record. Lineage: Eukaryota; Viridiplantae; Streptophyta; Magnoliopsida; Brassicales; Caricaceae.
UGUAUGUAGCGAGAUAGGAGAGAGAAAUUUGUUUGGUUCUGUUAGUUUGCUGGCAGAGGUUUUUUUUCUUUUUUUUCUUUUAGGGUUAGGGUUUUUUCGAGGAGGAGAUCUAAGAUGAGUAGUGGCGGGGAGAGAUUGAGUGGGAAGGUCAAGUGGUUCAAUGAUCAGAAGGGGUAUGGUUUCAUUACCCCUGAUGAUGGCGGAGAAGAUCUCUUUGUCCACCAGUCCUCCAUCCGCGCCGAGGGUUUCAGGAGCCUUGGCGAGGGCGAACAGGUAGAGUUCGUCAUCGAGACCACUGAUGGUCGAACCAAGGCCGUAGAUGUCUCUGGUCCUGAUGGAGGCGCCGUCCAGGGAAGCAGCAACCGCGGAGGCGGCGGAGGCGGCGGAAGGGGAGGACGAGGUGGCGGUGGAUACGGUGGGGGCGGAUACGGCGGGGGCGGAUACGGUGGCGGUGGUGGUUAUGGAGGAGGGGGCGGAUACGGUGGAAGAGGAGGCAGAGGCGGAGGUGGUUAUGGUAGUAGUGGCUAUGGAGGAGGCAGCGGAGGCGGCGGAGGCGGUGGUGGUUGUUUCAGGUGUGGUGAGAUGGGGCAUAUGGCGAGGGACUGCUCUCAAGGCGGAGGUGGUUACGGCGGAGGUGGAGGUGGGAGAUAUGGAGGCGGAGGUGGCGGCGCCGCUGGGAACUGCUACAACUGUGGCGAGGGUGGGCAUUUCGCCAGAGACUGUCCAAACAGUAGUCGUUGAUCUUCUGAAGGAACCCCAAGAGUAGAGAAAGGUAGGUUUGUCUCUUCAGAUCUACGUUGAUUCUCUCUUGGGUAUACCUUAUGUUGGUCUUUUAUCGGUUUUAUGGCACCUGGUGAUCGGUUAAUUUAAUUUUAGCAUGGUUGGGUUUUCGCAUUAGGGUUUUUUUAUUAGGAUCUCGGUUUCCGAAGGAUGAUCUGGCUGAUGGUUCGGUCAUCUCUUGAAUUUCUUAAUUUUAGUCUUUAAAGGUCUGGUCUGCUUGUAAUGGGGCUUUUUUUAGGAGCAGUAGAGAGAAAUGAUGAUGGUGAUUAUAUAAUUUCUCAACAAAUCAUGGAUGUUUAAACUCUCACUGUUGAUUUUAAAGUGUUAAUACACAUAUAUAAGAAUACAAGCUGGUUUGGUUUUCCCCA